CCCACCCCCACCCCCAUGGCGCCGUCGCCCCCCACCGCCCCCAAGACCAUCGCCGACUUCUUCGUCCGCCCCGCCAAGCGCCUCCGCUCCGGCGCAGCCGGCACCGCCGCCGCCACCGUCGUCGUCCCCGCCGCCUCCCUCUCCCCCUCCUCCGACCACUCCCCGCUCUCGCCGGAGCAGCGCCGCAGGGCCGACACCAACCUCGCGCUCGCCCGCGCGCGCCGCAACCUCCGCCUCGCCGAGUCCAAAGCGGCCGGCGGCGCCGCGAAGCUGGAGGAGCUGCUCGUGGAGGAGACGUGGCUGGAGGCGCUGUCCGGGGAGCUGCGCAAGCCCUACGCGCUCGACCUCUGCCGCUUCGUCGCCCACGAGCGCCUGCACGCCAAGGUGCCCGUCUACCCGCCGCCCCACCUCGUCUUCCACGCGCUCCACACCACCCCCUUCCACGACGUCAAAGCCGUCAUCAUCGGCCAGGAUCCAUACCAUGGUCCUGGUCAGGCCAUGGGAUUGUCGUUUUCAGUACCAGAGGGGAUCAAAAUUCCUUCCAGCUUACAAAACAUAUUUAAAGAGCUGCAUAAAGAUGUAGGGUGUACUAUACCAUCUCAUGGGAAUUUGGAAAGAUGGGCUGUGCAGGGUAUUCUUAUGCUCAAUACCGUGCUAACAGUGAGGGAACACCAAGCCAACUCACAUGCGAAGAAAGGUUGGGAGCAGUUCACUGAUGCUGUCAUCAAGACAAUAUCACAAAAGAAAUCAGGAUUGGUCUUUAUUCUGUGGGGAAACUCAGCCCAAGCAAAGAUAAGAUUGAUUGAUGAAACAAAACAUCACAUUCUAAAAUCCGCCCAUCCGUCAGGCCUGUCUGCAAACAGAGGAUUCUUUGGAUGCAGGCACUUUUCGCAGACGAAUGAGAUCCUGGAGAGGCUCGGGCUAUCCACCAUCGAUUGGCAGCUCUGAGGAAAACCACAGGAAGGCACCAUGUGACAUGUCUGCCCGACUGACUGAUAACCAGCCACCAUUAUGAUUUUAUGGAAGCUGCCUGGUCGUCUUGGUCCAUGGUUUUGGUUUUGGAGGCAACUUGAACUCGGUGCCGCUGCUGGAAGUGAAGUCAAGUGCCGCACUCGGGUCGGGCCAUACCCUAUGACGAUCUACUACUAGUGCUAGAUACGUUAUGUACUGCUGGUACCAAAUGUUGGCUCCUCCAAAUGGUUUUGGCCGAUUCGGUUGUCGUGUAUGAGUAGUACGUGCAACUGCUCUGACGGACGUAUAAUUGGAGUAGUAGUAGUAGUAUCACAUAACUCAGCCGUGCUGUCCUUGUUUAUUAUUGGGUGCUUAAUUAAUUAACUUGUACUAGUAGUAGUACCAUAAAGUGAGAUCGAUCGAUCCCUCUUAGAUUU
Hordeum vulgare subsp. vulgare (domesticated barley) is the source of this 1388-nucleotide messenger RNA. RefSeq names its product uracil-DNA glycosylase, mitochondrial. Bases 16 to 948 code for a protein of 310 amino acids. Gene Ontology annotation, biological process: base-excision repair; base-excision repair, AP site formation via deaminated base removal. Gene Ontology annotation, molecular function: uracil DNA N-glycosylase activity. The transcript is spliced from 7 exons. Gene Ontology annotation, cellular component: mitochondrion; nucleus. The record is from RefSeq and is a predicted model, not a curated record. Lineage: Eukaryota; Viridiplantae; Streptophyta; Magnoliopsida; Poales; Poaceae.